UGCCAAUGACUACAGUUUUCUCUGUGGUUGGUGGAAACAUCAGCGUUGGUUUGAGCGAGGAGCAGUACAACCAGGCCAGCGUGCUCAUACUUUACUUCCUCCAUGGUCAGGAGAGUGGGGUGUGCAAUUUGAAUUCCACAUUGCCAUUCAGCUUCUUUGCAGAUGCGUUUAUGAAGUUUCUGACCAGUCCACAUGGCUCCACUCCAACCAAUUACAGUACCCUUCAUCAGUGGGAACAUUACCUAGAAGAUGUCAACAAAACCUACACACCUAACACAGACCAGGGUGCUGCGGGGUGCGUGAGUGCGGAAGUGCUGUACCAACAGUCUGGGCUCAGUCUUACGGCAGGCGCCAGUGAAGAACAGUCUGAACACAUGGCAGCACUGCUGGUGUAUUACUUAGUUCAAGGUGAGUGUGUGGUGAUAUGACUAACCUGGGCCUUGGACAUAUUCAGGUGUGGAUCCAGAG
Messenger RNA from Lingula anatina, 468 nucleotides. RefSeq names its product zinc transporter ZIP4. Lineage: Eukaryota; Metazoa; Brachiopoda; Lingulata; Lingulida; Lingulidae. The record is from RefSeq and is a predicted model, not a curated record. Gene Ontology annotation, biological process: zinc ion import across plasma membrane; intracellular monoatomic cation homeostasis. Gene Ontology annotation, cellular component: plasma membrane. Gene Ontology annotation, molecular function: monoatomic cation:bicarbonate symporter activity; zinc ion transmembrane transporter activity.